GUCUCACCACUAUUUGUCACAAUGAAUAUAUUCUCUUAAGCCUUUAAAAGAAUGGUUACAUGGUAUUGUUCCGUGUAGGUCAAGCAUGUAUUAUUAAAUGAGUUUACUAAUGGAUGACAUGCAAUUGUGCAGUAUGUGAAAAUAAAUUAUUAAUUGAAAUCAAUUUAGUGUUUGAACGGAUACUUUGUUGAUUAAAAGAUAUAAAACGGACAUAGAUUGCAUUAGAUCUCAAUUUCUUGUUAGAUUUUUACAAAACGUUCUCUGUGUGUGUUUUAGGUUAUUUUUGCCGGCGAAUUCUAUGGCUAAGCAUUAAAGUAAGAUGCCGACUGUUUCAAGGAAAAUGUGAAUAUUUAUCGGUAGAGAUAUAAACACCAUAUAAGGAUACCGUACAUUUAAAAUGACAAGUACCUUUCAAAGAUUUUGUUUGGUUUCUGUGAUAUUUUCCCAAGUUGUUCUACAUGGAUAUUGCUUUCAAAGUAAAGAUAAAGGACGUAAGUCACGUGACAGAAUCGUGGAGGUGUUUACAAAUGCAACUGACCGUCUGCUAGACUGCAGAUACCCGGACUAUUUUCAGAUGCGCAUUCAUUUGCCCGGUCAGCAUGAUAUUGUUUUGAAUUUGCGGAAGCAUCCAUCAGUUUCUAACAGAUUUCCACCCACGUAUCUGCUUAGCAGACUUCCGAGACAGGAUUCCAGUGUGGAAAACGACCAACAAGAUUUUGUUAGAUACACAAGUGUCAUGCCAGAUAGUCAUAUACUAGCAGAGUGUCAGCAUGUAAAGAAAUCCAAACUCUUAUAUAUCUCUGGUGUAAUUUUAUACGAAGGAAAAGAAUAUGUGGUACAAUCAUUAAAGCCGAGACAGACAACAGGACUGGGUUUGAUUUUCGCACGUUUGCACGAGCUUAUAGAUACUCCAAGAACCCAUGACUACAUCAUAUCAGAGAAAUCCAGAUUGUUGUCUGUCCAGGAGACAGGCCAUUCAUCACGUGACCGACGUGAAGUAAUGCGCGUGGCUGAUGUACUCACGUUUACGAUAGAUGUUUUAGUUGUUGUUGAUUACAACGUUUAUAUAAAGUGGCUGUCGAACGUGGCGGUUGGAACUAUGGAAGAGAGAUCUUUACAAGCCAAGAAAGAAAUCCAAAAAUACUACCUUCAUGUGAUAAACGGGGUUGAUCUGAGAUAUCACAGCAUUGGAUUUGAUGAUUUUCAGAUCCGUGUUAAUUUAUCAGGAAUCGUUAUUAUUGACAAUCUUACCUCAUUGGAUGAAUCAGCUUUCGAGGCCACGCCCCCAAAUAGUUCUUGGGACAAAGAAACAAACGAAAUGGAUGCUGACACCGCUUUGAAGUUAUUUCGGUCGUGGGUAAAUGAUACGACACGGCUUCCCAAACACAAUCAUGCAGUUCUUUUUACAGGUUAUGAUUUAUACACAUCUAGAUCUAAUGGAAGUAACCAGAAACAGACGCAUACUUCCGGGUUAGCAUUCAUCGGUACACUGUGUGAGCCAGGCGAUAGUGUUUCUAUUGUUGAAGAACAAGGAGGGUUUCAAAGUAUUGGAACAGCCGCACAUGAAAUUGGACAUAGUCUAGGAGCUCUUCAUGACGGAGAGAAUAAUACCUGUCGCUCUGAAGACCGUUACAUAAUGGCCGCAUCGGGCUUCGGACCCGUCCCGGACAACAAAAAAUACAAUCCAUGGGUAUUCUCUCCGUGCUCAAUAGAAUACUUCAAGGAGUUUAUAACUACGCUAUUAUUGGAUGGUUCCACAUGUUUGACAGAUAGAAGCUCAAACAAUACUGAAGUAACCGAGGCGAAAACCAGCGACCUUGACCUUCCAGGUCAGCAUUAUUCACCAGACGAGCAGUGCCGACUAAUUUGGGGACAAACGUCAUACCUUUGUCGGGGACCGGAGUUUGGCAACGCCAGUACAAUUUGUACUGCAAUGUAUUGUCGAGACCCUUCUACCGAGAGUGACUGCGUUCUACAUACAGCCGCACGAGGAACCACGUGCGGAAAUAAACAGUGGUGUAUGGGCGGUCAUUGUGUACAUUCGACUAAAGCUCCGGCGAGACAAGAGCCUUGUGUACUCGGGGACCAGCCAGGACCAGCAUUCAAUUCUAUGACAUGUGAGGAGCUUAUUGCCAAAUCGCCGUCUUAUUGUUACCAGGAGAAAGUUCGGGCAAGAUGUUGCAAUACUUGUUGGUCAAAAUAUACAUACAGAAAAGGAUGUGAGUACGGGGAUAGAAUACAAGGAUGCCGCUUGUGGCACUGCUCGCAUUUCUUUGAGUCACGUGAUAUACAAACAGAGUGUUGCGGAACCUGUGAAAUAGGUGAACUUAUAGAACCUUCCGACUUCCAGCGAUUCUUACCAACAGAAAAACAACUUUCUACCGUAUCACCGGCAAAAUGGACAUCCGACACGUGCACAGAUACAAGUGCAUUCUCAUGCUCAGACUACAUUCGUUCACGCGGACCGUUUGUCUGCUACAGCAACGUGACUGCAGAAAACUGUUGUAAAAGUUGUAGAGAAAUAAAACGAAAGGAUGAAGGUUGUGAGUAUGGUGACAGAGUUCCUUCCCUUUGCGCCAACAUGAAGAACGUGACGGAGUUAGAUUGUGCGGUGUACGGCAAGCUGUGCUGUAGUUCGUGUGUCUCAUUCACCUUCCUGGAUCCGACUUCAAGUUCAAGUCACUUCAUUCCCUCUAUAGGGAUGAUCAUUUAUAAAUUGAUUUUUAUGUUAAUUGUAAUGAGAUGGUAUCGAUUAUGACACAUGUUUGCUUUAUACAUUUGUACAUGUAUAUAUAUAACUGAUAUCUUUAAUGAUAAUCUUGUCUUUGCUAUGUUUUCAGUUUAAAUGUCCGUUUUGUCAACCUUUAGCCUGCUGGCGAAAAAUAAUUUUUCUUUGCGACCAGUGCAUGUCAAGAUGAGCCUUGGCAGUAACUGUUGUGCAGGCUCAUAUUCGUCUGCAGUAAGUAAAUUUUCAGUAAACACCCCUUCGAAUAAUAAGUAGUACUUCACAAAUUGAAUAAUGGACUAGUCCAUUUUAGAAAUUU
This is a messenger RNA of Mercenaria mercenaria, 3044 nucleotides long. Its product is annotated as A disintegrin and metalloproteinase with thrombospondin motifs 6-like. The record is from RefSeq and is a predicted model, not a curated record. Gene Ontology annotation, molecular function: metalloendopeptidase activity. Bases 398 to 2758 code for a protein of 786 amino acids. Gene Ontology annotation, biological process: proteolysis. Lineage: Eukaryota; Metazoa; Mollusca; Bivalvia; Venerida; Veneridae. The transcript is spliced from 18 exons.